Phytophthora infestans T30-4 is the source of this 10689-nucleotide messenger RNA. Its product is annotated as vacuolar protein sorting-associated protein, putative. The record is from RefSeq and is a predicted model, not a curated record. Gene Ontology annotation, biological process: protein targeting to vacuole; protein retention in Golgi apparatus. The coding region runs from base 1 to 10689 and encodes 3562 amino acids. Lineage: Eukaryota; Oomycota; Peronosporomycetes; Peronosporales; Peronosporaceae. Gene Ontology annotation, molecular function: protein binding. The transcript is spliced from 11 exons. Gene Ontology annotation, cellular component: extrinsic component of membrane.
AUGGCCAAGGCUAUUAUCUCCUCUAUUCUCGAGGCUCAGCUAGGUAAGUAUGUGGACGGGUUACGUAGCGACUCACUGGUUGUGGGUCUAUGGAGCGGUGAGCUGGAGUUGCGUGACCUGGUUCUCAAGCCCCACGCACUGGCCGAUCUGCAAUUGCCCGUGGCCAUAACCAGCGGCACCGUAGCCCGCGUAUUAGUGCGCGUGCCGUGGAAUCAACUGGGCAGCGCCAGCGUAACUAUCGCUCUGGAGGGCGUAUCGGCUCUUGUGGUGCCUAAUACAGCGCGACCAGGCCCGGCUGAGCUGCUGCAGGCCAAGAAGAACCAACUGGAGAGACGAGAGCUACUGCGUCAACACCGCCGCUUUGCUGCACGCGUGGCUCCAGGCCAUGCUCAGGAAAAACAACAGGAGAAAAAAAAUGUGGAAGACGACGGUACAUUCGUGUCUAGACUCACGGCCCGCAUCGUGGCCAACCUGCAGGUGACUCUACACGAUGUGCACUUGAGGUACGAGGACGCAGUGGCCAAUCCAGACGCUCCUUUUGCAUGCGGCCUGAUGCUCGAGCGAUUUCGGUUUUUUACGACCGAUGAAAAAGGUAAAGAGGCAUUUGUGGACCAGGCCACGGUGCAUCAAGCGUUCACGUACAAGAAGGCCGAGGCAACGCGGUUCGGAAUGUACUGGGAUCGCCUGGAUGUGAGCGAUAAAGACGCGAGAUUAGAAAUUAGAGACAAUAUCCCAAAGGCCCUGAGGGAAAUGGUGCAGGCCCUGAGUGACCAACAAGCUGGCCACAGGAAGAGAAGGUGGAUACUACGGCCAUGUUCGUUGGCCGUGCAGCUCACGAAGAACGAGAGCGCCGACUACACGGCCGUGGCCAAGUACACAGUCGAAGCAGAAGUAGGCGCGCUACAAGGGAGCUUGACGCGCGAACAGUACGAAGAUGUGUUGUUUCUACAGCGUGCAUUCUUGGGCCGACGGGCAGUUGAGGCUCAUUUUACUUUGGCCAGAGGCCGGCCACUACACUCACCAGCAGCGCGUCCUCGUGAGUGGUGGGACUAUGCCACUCGUCUUGUUCUUGAGCAACGAAGAGCGAAACUUCGACGCGAAGCAGCCCACGACAAGAGUGAUAACGGUGGCCAGACUCCUCGACGUCUUCAUCAGCGUAAAAUGCGCUGGUCUUCCGUCCACAAGGCCUUGCUAGAGCAGCAGCUAUACAUUGAAACGUACCGCACGGAGCUACGCAAUGGAAUGCCGUUGGAUGUCUCGACCCGAGAGGGCAAAUUGAAGCAGAAGUACGAAGAAAUCUACCCGAUAGACGUCAUUCUACUGCUUCGUGACGUUGCAGAAGACGCAGAGGAACGCGCACAGAUAGAGGCGAAGGCUACAGCAAAAGCACAAGCCAAGGCCCAGAGUGGAGGAGGCUCCUGGUACUCGUAUUUCUUUGGCGGAGAAAUUGAUGCUGAUGUUGAGUCAAGUGAAGCACAAGAGCACGUUCUGUCUGCUGAGGGUCGAGAGAAUCUGCGUGAAGCGUACGAUGAUGCUGUGCAGAGGGCCAGCGCUGAAGUUCCAAUGGGCUGUAACCUCAUGUCGAUCCAGAUCCAGUUGACCGACGGGUCGAUGGCUCUCUACCAGUCCAACUUACACGAAAGCCCGUUUGUCACUGGAAUGCUCCACGGCUCGUUAUCUGUGAACGUUCAGCCGCAAAACGAGUGGGACGCGAGCUUCUGUGUGCAGCAUUUCGACAUCUUGAAUGGCCUGGCGCAGGACUCUCGGUUCCACUCGUUCUGCAGUCCGUCGGUCUCUAUGAAGGACAAUCCGAGUGCGUCUUGUGUCAGUAUCGACGUUAGUCGACGAGCUGUGGUGCAGACCCAAGCUCAGAGCGAUGACGUGGACGUGGACGCGACGCUGAGAGUUCGUACGCGCUCGCAGCCUAUUCGCGUGUUGGUGGAUCCGUCCUUUGUCAUGUUCUUGCACACUUUCUUCGUCAGUCUCUUACCAGAGAAACAACUGGAGAAGGUCUGGGAGUUUGCCACGUCUUCUGUGGCCGAUUGGAUGUUUGCGGACGACUCUGCAGAGGAUUCAAAGCUGGCAAAGUCCUCGAAAAAAAAGACCGAAGAAGCGGAACUAAUCCGUUCACUAGAGAGAGCACAAGGCCGUGUAGCGUACGAUGUGCUGGUGGAUAUGGACGCCCCUGUGUUGAUUCUGCCGGAGAGCGUGGCUGAUUCCGCUGGUGCUGUCGUGGUUGUGGAUCUUGGCAAGUUACGUCUUCGCAAUGACGAGAAGGUGACGGCUAUCGAUACGCCGUUAGACACGCCACUGGAGGCAACAGGAGACGAUCCGCGUCGCUUACAUUGGAGACUAGAGGUGACCCAGAUUCACGUCUCUCUUGGGCGUCAGGAACAGUUAAUACACUGGACGGACGAGGAACUUCGUGGCUUUAAGAAGAUUGUGAAGGAAUUAUCGAUGGACUUUUCGCUGCAUACACAAGCUUCGUCCUCCCGUCUCAGACUCCCGUCGCGUACAAAGACUGCAGCCAAGCCUCUGCCUCAAGUGGGUAUCUACGCUGACAUCCCAACGAUUGUGGUGUCAUUGGCUGAAGAGCAACUUGUAGCUCUGGGUCAUAUUCACUCGUCGAUACUCGACCAAGCUGCUGCUAUUGCUAGAGACCAAGAGCAGGACAGUGGGGUGGAGAGUGCGACUGAUUCUGGAAGCUCAGGUGGUAAGAGUACCGGUAGCGAGACUGCAGGGACGGAGAAGUUCCUGCUAGAGAUGCAACUGUCGCUCGGGAGUGUGGAGUUGAAUCUACGAGAGUCUGCAGUUAAGGACGCCUUUAUCCUGCGCGCCUCUCACACUUCGUUCGCAGUGGAGGCGUUCUCGACUCAUCAAGCGUUCCAUGCUCGCUUGGGGGCUCUUGUGAUGGAAGACAAGCUCUAUUCUUCGGAGUCUCGCUUCUUUAAGCUUAUUUCCACGGGCGAAGGUGAAGAGGAGGCUCCUCACUUGAUCGCCAUUGACGUUGUUAGUUUUUCUCGGAAAUCUACAAGGAAUGGACGUGAUAGAACAGCGUCGCAACUGGAAGCGGACGUGCAAUUUAAUGUGCUGCAUUUGCAGUGGAAUCCGUCGUCCGUGGCGCUCUUCUAUCGCAUCAUUUCAGCCUACGCGUCGGCCAUUCAGUCUCGAGGCGACUUCCCGUCUGUAGACCCCACGUCAACUCCAACUCCAAAGCAAUUAUCGCCCGAGAAUGAAGGUCAAGCAUCAAAAAAGAAGGAACGAGUCGCUGACUUGUCCACCUUGCGGGCACAGGGCCAACCUGCUGUUGUGGUACGAGCGUCUUUGGUUCAGUUCAGUCUGACGUUCAACAAGGACCAACUGGAUCGACAACUGGCGCGGUUAGAGAUGACAAACUCUGCCAUCAACUACACAAGCUACGACGUGGAUAAUGAACAGGACGCGUUUGAAGUUACUGGUCAUGUGGGGAACUUUGUGGGUACGGACUUGAGUACAUCCAAGCAUCCACUGUACUUGACGCUGCUGGGCUUGGACGAGGAUGCAGCGCGGCGCCGUAGCAUCUCCGGACAAGCCGUAGAGGUGCUGCUGAGCUUCGAGUUUGCCAGUGACCCCAUGACGAGUGACAAGAGCUCUCUACGACUGGCGUUCCAACCGAUUCGAGGCGUUUACUACCAUCAACAGAUCUUGGAGCUUGUGGACUUUGUGCUGGAAGGAGUCCUGGGGGCGCUGAUGUUACUAAGAGAAGACGAGGCCAGUGUGGUGUUGGACCUGAGUGUCGAGAAGCCUACGUUGAUUCUCCCGUUACGUUUGGAAGAUUCCCCUCAUGCCAAGGUCACUGCAGACGUUCUACGACUUGAGCACUUUCCAUCCAGUGCAGUACACUACGAAGGGCCGACAGGAGCAAGAACCAAGCGAGUUGCACAUGACGAGGUGCUGCCUCGUGCUGUGGUCAGGUCUGACGCUGGUAUUUCGUUGCGAGUGGACUGUAAGGACCUCUUUCUUGAACGAGUCCGUAUUUACUGCACUACUACGAAUCCUAAGAGAGCAAAGAGUGACGAAGGACCGGCGUAUGAAGAGCUACUGCCCCAGUCUGCCGACCUAAAGAUUAGUAUCGAGGAUCUCGUGUCGUCUACGGUCUCUAUAGACGAAGACGUGGACGGCAGAACGAAGUUUCUUCCCAGAAUUACAGUCAACUCGGUGCUACCCCCGCUAGAGGCCCACAUAUCCCGCACCAGUUAUCUCGGUAUUGUCGCGCUUAUUCUGGAGAAUUUUGGCGCUGAAGAACUGCAGAACACACCGACUACGAGCGGCGAUGUGGACAGGAAGAGCAGCGGUUCGAGACUGCUAAACAGGAGACGAAGUAGUGCUGGCUUCGGAGAGCUGCCGUCGCUACGCCCCACUGUGACGUACACGUAUCUCCAGCCUGACGCAGAGGAGGCAACGCUUCAAUCCCAUCUUGGAGCGUUCAGUGCUCGGGAUCUUGUGGGGAGAUACAAACCUUCAGCCAGCGGUGAUAGCGGCAAGCUACUGAAGUCUCCAGAGCCACUCGAGAUACUCUACACGUGGGAUGACAGCGCUCUAACGGGUGAUCUGGACUUGUUCUUCUCUGAGGUCUCUGGUACAGUCAUUCCGGAACCUCUGCUGACUCUCGUCGGCUUCUUUUCGCUGCCGUCGAGUUCGGGAACGAAAGACAAGAGCUCCACUGGAUCAAAGAAUGACGCUCUGCCGUCUCCUGCUCGAGUUCCGCCGUCUCCGUCUUUGUUGACGAGACGCGAGAGUAUUUCGGAUAUCUUACGGGACGGCAAGGAGCCAGAUCUGACCCUUACAGUCCGAGCCACGGCUACACAAGUGGGCGUUGCGCUUCCACGAGAUGCGUAUGACCCAGAGAGCCCACGAGUGGCGUUUGCUGGUGAUUUCACACUCGAGUUUAAGUGGAAGCCGCAUCCUGAUCCGAAGAAGAAGCAGACAGACGAGGAUCUGGAUAUCCAGAGCAGUAUCAUUGCAGACGCGAGGAACAUGGAGAUCGUGCUGCAGAAUGCGAGACGUCCUGGCUGUUGUGUGGCGUCUCCAUCUUCAAGCUCGCGAUGGGAUGCCAUCGACGUGGCCCCGUUGAUCCAGUUACUGGAGCCAUGUUCUUUACACGUAGAAGUGAGUGACCUGUUCCCCCAUGCUGGUCAACGGCAGCAGAUUGUGGCGCUGAGUUUCACUGCGAUCGAAGUGUUUGUGUCCUAUGACGACGCGUGUAUGGCGAUGGAGACGAUGGAGGCUCUUGAUCAAGCAGUUGAGCAGCAUGAAGGGCAUCGAGCAGAGUCUCGACGUGAAAAUUUAGCUUUCCAGUCUCUAGCGAGAUCACGCACGUCAUCCAAGAACAUUGUGGAGGAUACCGAAGUGGAGACUCAUCGGUACCUUACCUGCGAACUACCGUCUGUGAGUCUGACGCUGAUAAACGACUGCGAUGGCUGUGAUAUGGGCCUAGCUCAGCUCCAGAUUGAGCGCUGCCACUUGUUCUUGAACGUCACGUACACAGCGCAACUGGAAGAGCUGGAAGACGGAGUGUUCUUCGCUGACUCGGAUGCUUGUUCGUCGACGAUCUCUGGUGGAGGGAACCUGGUGGUGCUCAUGGCGUAUUAUAACCCAGACACACGAGACUGGCAUCCCAUGUGUACGGAGUGGGGCCUGGAUGCGUCGGUGCAAGGCUCGAUCUCAAAUGACAGUGAACUGCACGUCAUUCUCACAGCGUCACAAGCGCUAGACCUCACUGUAACCCAUGGGCUACUUGAGGUUGUGGCCUCUGUGGGAGGAGCCUGGAAGCGUCGUGCUGCUGCUGCAACACACGUAGAAGACAGAGAAGACGAUGAGACCGAGCGCAGUAAGAUGGCGCCGUGUGUGAUACGCAAUGAGACUGGGCUUCCACUGAGUUUCUGGCUCACAAAUGGGUCGUUCACGACUGAACCUCAAGCCGUAGCCACAGGAAACCUCGCAGACGUCCGCUAUCUCCACGCUCCAGGACGAGGACGCGGCGUGGCGCGACGCUACGCCUCAGGAGAUCGAGAAGCGGCCGAUCUGCGCCUCUGUCUGCAGCUGAAGAACGAGAGCGACAGCGCUCGAUUCCAGGCUAUUGAAGGCCUCAUCUUCGAGCAAUUAGGAGCUCGAGCCUUCCCUUUGGUCGACACACAUGGAGAGCGGACCAGCUUCACACUAAGCUUAUCGGCUCAACUGGUAGAAGGACGGAUACUGCUGGUCGUGUCGUCGCCUAUUAAGCUGGUCAACAGGUCGGCGUCUGGGCGCCCUGUGGCGCUUCUCGUCAACGACCCGACAUGGCAGACACCAGUGGAGAUUGGAGUCUUGCGGUCUAGCCAGGAAUCGGCUGUACCCGUGCUGCUCUCUCUAGCGUCAGAGCUGCGUGUUCGACCUGUGGAGAAUGGAGCGACGUAUUCGUGGAGUGCUCCUAUCCCCAUCCAGACGCGAUCUACUGUAGAACUGAAGGUAGAAGCCGCGGCGUCGUCCAGUUCAACGUCGCGCGAGAGCUUAGACGACCACGGGGACGGUCGGAAUGCCGUGUACUGCGUCUCCAUGGCAAGUGACAAGGAGAUGCGCGCUGUGUCAUUCGCUGAGCCUUUGGUCCUGGUCAACAAACUUCCCGUGCCUUUAACGUAUCGUGUGCGAUCCGCCUACAGCUCGUACGGCUCAGGAUCGAGCGACAGUCCGUCAAAACCCGAGACGAUCGCAGUAGGAGCGAAGACAAGUAUCUGGUGGACGGACGUAGCGCAACGCCCUCUGUUCCAGCUGCUUGUAGAGGGCUGUACGUCUGCUUCCAAGUGGCUUGAACUCGCUCCAAGAGGCACCGCAAAUGGCGCUGUCUUGUCGGUGCAACUCUCUCGCGUGGAUGACGGACGUCACUUUCGACUUCUUCUUCGUGUUAUGGGAGGCACAGAGCAUACGGCACGCUCUGUACGCGUUGAGGUCUUGGCUGACGUCUGGGUUAUCAACCGAUCGGGCUUAGAGUUGGUAUACGGCACUGCCGCAGACAGCGAAGCCUAUAUCCCGCCUCGUGCAGCUCGUGCCCAAGUGGGGAAUGCACAGAUCAGUGCCUACUCGAGAGAUAACAGUGGGAAAAUCCCCGUGAUUCGCAUUGGCGUUCGUGGCUGCAAUUGGUCGGCGCGCUUUGAAGCAGAUCCGCGGAGGCUGAGCUGGCAGGACGAGUGCAUCACUCUCCUCUCGGCUGGGAGUAAUACUGGCGUGUUGUAUGAACUGGGCGUGUCUGCAGACUACGCGACGAGGCAUUUCGGCUCAGUUACGACUCUGGUUAGCGUCAUUCCUCGUUAUCUGGUUCUCAACCGCUCGUCACACACGUUGCUACUGCUUGAAGCCUCGAAAAAUCGACCGGAUGACUCGAGUAACGCGAAUGUGGCGCAUCACGUGCUUGGAUCAGGAGACAUGUAUGCGCUUUACUGGGUAGGGGGAGCUAGAUCCCCACUGCGAACUUCUGUUCUACCAGAGGACGAUGGAUCGGAGCUCUGUAAAGACGGCUACGACUGGAGUGCAGCAUUUGCGGUAGACCGAGUGGGCACGUCCGACUUGCUAGUACCACCACGAUCCAGUGGCCGCGGUGUGCCGUUGGAAGUGGAAGUGAAGCGAGGGAGUCUCUCGCAAGCGACUUUUGUAGUGGUGGUGAGUGACGAAGGCGCUGUAUCUCCCACGUCUACGUCGUCCAGACUCUCAACUGCUGGCUCUACUGUCUCAAGGGAUACAGCUACAUGUGCGACGGACUGGCAGACAUUCAGUCUUCACGCUCAAGUGGCUGGAGUGAUUCUCACCGUCACAGACAGGAAACAAGGAGGAAACGGAGGCGAGUCGCAGUUGUUUGCUGGAUCGGAAGGGGAAAGUGAACCGGUAGCACGGGCGACGUUGACCCGGAUCGGGUUGGAGGCGUCUUGGUCGCCGCAAGCUACUGCAGCGAAGGUGAAUCUCAUGGGUCUUAAGGUGGAAGAUCUGCUGCCACAGAGUAAGAACCGUGUCGUGCUGAGACCGAUGCUACAGUCUGACGGCGUUGGCUCCAGUACGGACAAAUAUUUCCUGGAAUUGACAUAUUUGGAGCGACCACACGCCAAGUACACGUGGGUCGAGCGUGUGCAUUUGGAGCUACAGAAUGCAAAAGUCUCGACGUCUAUGAGCUUCGUGGACCGCCUGAAUAAACUGCACAAGGAGACGAUCGCGCACUUUCAACACAAGUCGCUGGUCUCGGCUUUCCCCAGUGAGGAAGACGUUGAGAUGGAGGAAGAAGGAGACUUACUUUCGUAUUUUGUGCCUGAGGAUGGAGGAGAAGGCACCGACAUGGCCUCUAUGACGGGGAGGAAGCUCUACAUCGCGUCGGGGGAGAUCUCUCCUGUCCGUGUCGUUGUGAGCUUCACUCGGGACAAAAGCGACUCAGGUAACGAAGGCUUCUGGCUGUCGAAUCUUAAGCUGAAGAUCGAGAACGCGUGCGUCACGUUAGAGGGAUAUCGCCUUUCGCACGCGCUGGCUACGCAGGAGUCUCUGGGUGCUGCGAUUGUGAGGUUUUAUGAGCAAUCUGUCAAGUCUCAGGCGCUUAAUCUCAUCGAUUCCAUUGAAGUGACGUCGCUCGUGACGAGUAUGGUGACAGGCGGCGUCACGUCGCUAGUCUCGACGCUGAGAGGCAAAGCAGACCCAGCUGCAGCCGCCGGUGCGAUGGCUCCUGGUCUGCUGACGUCAAGUGCGGACGGGGACAGUUCAUUGGGCAGUCCGUUCCGCUACGAGCACAUGUCGAAUGGAGAAAUCGUUCGGAAGCAUUCCAAGGCUUUAGGAGAAUGCCACAACAGCGCAGAGUUCUUGAGGCAAGUUCGACAUUUGGUGUACGACUGGGACGCCAACCACACGGGGCUGGAAGCGCGUGGCUGUGUCGCACUCGCUCUGAUCAACAACUCGCGGCACUCAUUAGUGGUGAACACUCAGCUAAAUGAUGGAGCGUCGCUGAAAGUUCUGCCGCUUGGACGACGCCAUUUGGCGAGUGUGCUGGAUACUGGAACGGCGUCAAGUGGAGGCACGACGGCGUGGGGACCAGAUCGCGCUCUUGUGGUGUUUGCGUAUGGCUACACCCCGACGCUACUGACGUCAGGGGAUGUGUACUUCACGGUGCAGUCGAAUGCCUGCAAUGUGUACGCCACCCGGAAGACAGCUCGACUGAAGGCCAACCGAGGAUACACAGCUACAUUCACCCUGCAAGAAACGCAGAGCUGGUGGUCUGCCAACGUGGUGAUCAUUGGGGACGACUUGCAAGCGAGUGACAGUUCUGCGUCUGCUUCAGACUCGGAUUCGCUCUUUGGAGAGGCACCAAGUGGCCAGGACAGCGAGGAGUACGAGGUCGAGUUCGCAGAAGCAUCGCUGGGUCUCGUUGCCAAGCAGAGUGGACGAUCUGUGAUUGUGCGGGAGUGUGUGCGGUCCAGUGCGGCUGAAGCGUCGGGACGGAUCGCUGCGGGCGACUGCAUCCUCGCAGUGAACGGGAUGUACAGCGUCAUCCAGCUACCAGCACGAUUCAGGCCAAGAAAUGACAAGGAGGAGGUCAAGCAUGAGGCGUCACUGCGUGACAAGCUCCAGGCGCUGCGUUCCAAACGGGCAGUGACGUUUCUCCGAGCCAAAGCCACACAGCGCGCCGGCAUUCAAUCGCUCGCUGCGAUCGUCGGUAGCACUAGCAACGCUGUGCUGGUAUUUCUACGGUCUCUACGCCAUCUCGCACUCGGGUUUUACCGUGGAAAGCUUGAGAAAUUGAGAGCGUGGAUCGGAGCCCAAGAAACCGCUGAUACAAUAAUGAAGAAGGCAGCUGGGAAGGUUGCAGUAAUGCGAGGACGUGAGCGCUCGAGGAACAGCGCACGAGUGAUCCAACGACGGUGGAGACGCGUCAAAAGCAACCAACGAGCGGGCAUUGAAGCUAAAGUGCGAGUGUUGCGUUUACUCACAAGCUUACCUUUGCACCUUCGAGAGUACCAAGAUACGCAACGACAACAACUGAAAAGUGUACACGAGACUAGUGCAACCACUGUCACUUUCUGUAUCCGUCGUGCGGCACAGCGGGUGGCUAUGCAUCUGAUUCAACGAGUGUGGCGAGGGUAUUGUGAACGGAAGCGCGUGCGCCGAAUUCGAGAGUGGGAACGGAAGAAAUUUGUGCGUCAAAGACAACGGGAACGUCUGCGAGAGGCUCGUGGAGCGUUGUUGGAGCCUUCGGAAGUGGAGAAAAGGCGCCGAAAAGUAAAGGAAACACGAAUGCUAGCACGUCAAGAGAUAUUGGAAAAGGACGGAGAAGGCAGAAAGGAGCUCUGCAUACGACUAGAAGGGUUCGACUGGGAUCUUGCCAAGAAGCGAACCAGCUACAGUCUGCAGUUCAAGCUAAGUGUAAAUAGUGAAUACAGGGCCGGUGUUGACGGUUCUGGCUUUCACGCGCUUGCUAAGAAGCACAAGGUGACGCCGUCCAUGGUCAGAAACUGGAGGGACCGCACGGACUUGCUGGUCAACGCAUCGAAGAGCCGCCAACUCGCUACCCGUUCACGACGGAGGAUGCCAGGAUCAGGCAGAAAACUAGAGCACCACGCACUAGAGCAACAGGUUUACGACUGGGUGUCUUGCAACGUCAUCAACAUUGACCAAGUCCCGAGAUAUUUCGAGACUGAGCCGAAGUAG